Messenger RNA from Alligator sinensis (Chinese alligator), 861 nucleotides. RefSeq lists its product as uncharacterized. The record is from RefSeq and is a predicted model, not a curated record. The coding region runs from base 1 to 861 and encodes 286 amino acids. Lineage: Eukaryota; Metazoa; Chordata; Crocodylia; Alligatoridae. The transcript has a single exon. Gene Ontology annotation, molecular function: protein binding. Gene Ontology annotation, biological process: signal transduction.
AUGUUCAGAGCUGCAGGAAUCGCCCUCCUCUUGCUGGUCACCGGCGUCGCAUGCGAUGAUACUGCAGCCGACGACAUCGGGCCCCACACAAUGGGCCGCAUCGCGGAGCUCCUGUCCCCUGAGGAGUGCCACGAGUUCUACGUGGACAUCACCAGCCCCGAGGAGGACGUGGACAAGGAGCUGGCCCGCCUCUCCGAGGAGAAGAACCCCAUCCAUGCCCGCCCCCGCCGUGCCAUCGCCAGCACGGAGCAGUGUCGGGACAUCCUGACCCAGUGGCUCAGGACCGACGGUGACGCGCUGUACUGGGACCGGCUGGCCCGUGCCCUCCGCCGCAUCGGGCGCCCCGAUGUCUCCUACGAGCUGGGCAAGAACCUGAACCAGGACAAGAACCUGGAGCUGAAGCGGAACGUGGACGAGUACCACGAGAGGGUGGCACACCUCACCUCCUCCCUGCUGCUGGAGGACGAUGAGAAAUACGGCGAGAGGCAGCGGCGUGGGCAGGCGCGGCGAGCCCGCGGCGCCGGGCUGGCGCUCGAGGCCUGGGAUGCCCUUGAGCUGGUCAUUGAGAGGCGGCCACAGCCCCCUUACAACAGGAGCCUCUUCAGCUGGGUCAGCCCCGUGGCCACCGGCUUCGCGGGCGGGCUCCUCGCCUCCGUCCUGCUGGUGGCUGCGGCCCUGUACUCCUGCCUCUGGGCCCCGAGCCCCGACGCCUUGGGCCCCCCCCAUCACAGCCGUGGCUCCCCGUUGCCACCCCUGGCUCAUGCCCGGUGGGGUGUGGACAGCCACAGUUACCCCUGGCUUGUCAACCACGACUUGGAGGAGGAGGCCUCCGAUGACGCCAGCCUGGAUGGAGAGCCCUAG